Messenger RNA from Quercus robur (English oak), 1801 nucleotides. RefSeq names its product putative F-box protein At5g60060. Lineage: Eukaryota; Viridiplantae; Streptophyta; Magnoliopsida; Fagales; Fagaceae. The transcript is spliced from 2 exons. The coding region runs from base 726 to 1664 and encodes 312 amino acids. The record is from RefSeq and is a predicted model, not a curated record.
GAUUUGUUCAGACCACUCAAAAGCUUCACAAUCCUAGCUAGCAGCCCCUUCUUCUUCUUCCAUUUCUGAUAGAAUAGAUAAUAUUCCUGUCCGAUUCGAUUUUAAGCUUCAAUUUUAUAAUCAGUUAGUUUCUUCUCCUAGCUAGCUCCAUGGCAAGGUCGGUUAGUACUACUACAAUCCUCAACGUCUUUAAGGUUUUUGUGUAUUUUCAAGUAGCUCUCUUCAUCACUCUCACUCGUGGUUAUGUCAUUUCUACUUCAAGUUUUCGAUUAACUCUGUUUGUAACGGUGUUGGUCCUCACAUUUCUGUCCCCUGCUCAUGCUGAAAAUGACUUGUCUUUGUUUGAGUUUUCGUAACGAUCUUAACUAGCACUUCAUCUUUUGUCAUUAGUGAAUCUCCAGUAAUUGUGAUUCUUAUCCUGACUGAUUCAUCACUUAUAUCUAACAUCAAACUACGGUUGGAAAGAUUUCUAGUUAGUUAAUCGUUCUUCUUCUUCUUCUUCCACUUCUCUUGUGACCUCCAACAAUAUCAGAAGAUAUGCAGAAUGUUUUUGGUUGAAUAUUGGGUUAGUCUCCAAUGUCCGGUCCGAAUUCCCCCCAGAAGUCAUUCGUGAAAUUGUAAAUCGACUACAUACUUUCAGAGAUUUUAUAGCGGCUGCAGGGGUUUCCCGAACAUGGCGAUCUGUUUGUUUGAGCAUCAGUAGAAGGCCUCAGCUUCCUUGGCUGAUGCUUUCCGAAACACUUUCCACAGACAUGCGACAUUUCUUCAGUCUCUGCGACAAUGAUCGUUAUCAAUUACAAUUAUUUGAAGUCCAAGGAAAACGCUGUUGGGGAUCUCCACAUGGUUGGGUUGUAACCUUGGGUCCUGAUUAUGAAACCCACCUUCUGCACCUUAUUAAAAGAGUACAAAUUGCUCUUCCACCAUCAAACACGAUUCGAACACUGGCUGCUACAGAAGAGUGGUUUCGCCUUGUACACAAAUUCAUUCUUUUAAAGGACCCUUCCCAGGACUCAUCAUUACUUGUCAUUGCAAUUUUUGGCCCUGAGAACUGCUUACCUUUUGCUAGGGUUGCUUUCGAAAGAGGAGGAGAAGGAGCGGCUUUGAAUAGAAGAGGACAAGGUCAGUGGGCUAUUGUUACCAAUCCAGACAAUUUGAAAUUCAAUGAUGUUGCAUGUUUUAAUGAUCAAAUAUAUGCACUUUGUGACAACGGCAAGCUGGUGCGCCUUGAACUUGAUGCUCCUCUGGCAGCUGAGCUACAAGUUAUUGCGCCCCAACCAAGCGAAGAAGAAGUAGGCAUUCCCCAAAAACUAUAUUUGGUGGAGACAUCGGAGAAUCUUUACGGGAUUUUUCGUUACGGAUUUCAUAUUCCUUCCAAGAUGAGGCACGAGACUAUAUAUUUUUUGGUCUACAAGCUCAACUUUGGUGCAUUGGCUUGGGAGGAAGUGACAGACUUGGAAGAUAUUGCUGUUUUUGUUGGUGAAGGCAAUUCCUGGUGCAUUCCUACAAGCACUAUCCUUUGCAGAAGUAAUUGCAUCUACUUCACAGAUGACAAUUGGGAGUGGCAAAGGUACCCAGGAGUGGCAUAUGGAGGCCAUGAUGUGGGAGUGUUUAACAUGGCACAGAGGGUUAUCCAACGCCUUCCAUUCGGUACCAUUGUACUUUGAUUUCUCUAAGACCAUUGGCUUAAUUGAAGUCCCUGACUUCUAUGGUGCCCAAAUACAAUUGGGCAUUCUGGUUUGUAAGCAAAGACGGUCUUAAACUAAAUUCUAGAAUGUUAAUGGUUGUGAUGCUGUGAAUUUAA